AUGGCGACGUCGUCGUCGGCUAGCGGGGGCGGUGCCGCCGGGGGCGCGCCUGGACUCAAGACUUACUUCAAGACCCCCGAGGGCCGGCAUAAGCUGCAGUACGAGAAGACCCACUCCCCCUCCGUGCUGCACUACAACCACAGCUCUGGUGGCAAGACUGUCUCCGAGCAGAUGACAGUGGCAUAUUUGAAGGAGAAGCCCGUGGGGCAGGGCUCUACACCAUCAACACCAAGUUCCAGCAGUGGCAUGCGAUCUGCAGCUGCGAGACUGCUUGGUACCGGGAAUGGGAGCCGGACACUUAGCUUUGCAGGCAGCAACGGUGUCAGCAGGGCUGUUUCAGGGAGCAGCCGUGUGGGUGGCGGCGUUGGUAUGUCAACGGGCGUCGGUGGAUCUCAAGCUGUGGCGAAUUACGAUGGCAAGGGAACAUACAUCAUCUUCAAUACCGCAGAUACACUGUUCAUUAGUGAUCUCAACUCACAUGAUAAAGAUCCAGUAAAGUCCAUCCACUUCAGCAACUCAAACCCACUUUGUCAUGCAUUCGACUCGGAGGCCAAAGAUGGGCAUGACCUGAUUGUUGGAGUAUGGUCAGGAGAUGUCUAUUCAAUGUCAUUGAGGCAACAGUUGCAAGAUCCUGGAAAGAAGCCUGUUAUGUCUCAGCAUUUUAUCAAUAAAGACAAAGAUGGAACUGCCAACAGCCGCUGCACUUGUGUUGCAUGGGUUCCAGAGCGUGAAGGCAUUUUUGUUGUCAGCAAUGCUGAUGGGAAUCUGUAUGUGUAUGACAAAUCCAAGGAUGGAAAUGCUGACUGGGCAUUUCCAACUGUAAGGGAUCAAAAUCAGCUGAUGAUUUCACAUGCAAAGUCCACUAAGAGCAAUCCUACUGCAAGAUGGCACAUCUGUCAAGGUGCAAUCAAUGCCAUUUCAUUUUCGCCGGAUGGAGCUUACAUGGCAACUGUUGGGCGAGAUGGUUAUUUAAGAGUAUUUGACUUCGCGAAAGAACAACUAAUAUUUGGUGGGAAAAGUUACUAUGGUGCUCUUUUGUGUUGCUCAUGGAGUGCGGAUGGAAAAUAUAUAUUAUCAGGUGGGGAAGAUGAUCUUGUGCAAGUAUGGAGCAUGGAUGACAGAAAGAUGGUUGCGUGGGGCGAGGGGCAUACAUCAUGGGUUAGCUCAGUUGCCUUUGAUUCGUACUGGUCCCCCCCAAGUUCUGAUGACGCAGGAGAAAAUGUCAUGUAUCGCUUUGGUUCUGUUGGCCAGGACACCCAACUUCUUCUCUGGGAUUUGGCAAUGGAUGAGAUUGCUGUGCCACUUCGACAUCCUUCCAGCGGCUCCCCGACAUUUAGCAGUGGAAGCCCUUCUGCACACUGGGACAGUGCAUGUCCUCCUCCUACUGGUGUUCUUCAACCGUCUCCACGGAUGCGAGACGUACCUAAGCUCUCACCCCUCGUUGCACACAGAGUACAUGCUGAUCCCCUUUCUGGCCUAGAAUUCACCAGUGAAUCGAUCGUCACCAUAUGCCGCGAGGGGCUAAUCAAAAUCUGGGCCAGGCCACAACACAGUGAAAACAGCCAGCGGCCGAAUUCUUCUGAGCUGGCAGCUGGCAAUGCCAUCUCAAAGGAUAAGAUGAUAACAUCACCAAACAAAGGCUUCGCUGGGAAGUCUGCCAGCGACAGAGGCGUGCUUCAUAGAUGUCUAUGUGACAAAAGAAUAACGGAACUUGUUCCUGUACAGAUACAGAUAUUGCCCCCAGAUGAAUAG
This is a messenger RNA of Triticum turgidum subsp. durum (durum wheat), 1752 nucleotides long. The record is from the annotation of a GenBank genome assembly. Lineage: Eukaryota; Viridiplantae; Streptophyta; Magnoliopsida; Poales; Poaceae.